Dentiscutata heterogama is the source of this 351-nucleotide messenger RNA. The record is from the annotation of a GenBank genome assembly. Lineage: Eukaryota; Fungi; Glomeromycota; Glomeromycetes; Diversisporales; Gigasporaceae.
UUACCUUUACUAUAACUUUAGAUGACUUGCUUAAAAUUACACGAAAAUUCUCAUCAAAAGAUUCAAAAUUAGAGACCUCAAAAGAGGUUAAUGCAUCAGAUUCUUCAUUAAGUGAGGUUUUCAUUAGUAGUUUAGAUAACAUAAAAACUGAAAAUUUUAUUAAAAAUAUGGACUUUAAUGAAAUGCCAGAUUGUUAUCUUAAAGAGGACAAUGAUGAAUUAUUAGAAGAAGAGGAAGAACCAAAAUCAAAGAAAAAAAGACAAUCUUCUAUGUAUGUACACACAUGGGUGGAUUUAUCAUUCCCAGAAUUACCAAAACGAGGAACUUUUAAUAUUGAAUCAGUAAAAAACA